Tachysurus vachellii is the source of this 2518-nucleotide messenger RNA. Its product is annotated as calnexin. The record is from RefSeq and is a predicted model, not a curated record. Gene Ontology annotation, cellular component: endoplasmic reticulum membrane; endoplasmic reticulum. The transcript is spliced from 14 exons. Gene Ontology annotation, molecular function: calcium ion binding. Gene Ontology annotation, biological process: protein folding. Lineage: Eukaryota; Metazoa; Chordata; Actinopteri; Siluriformes; Bagridae.
GGAAACUGCAUAGUGACAGAGACCUCAUUCACGUUCAUCGCUUUUCAUUUGGCUCUCACUUAGGAAAAAGAACAAAGGGAUUAUUGGAAUUUGGGAUUAUAUUACAGUAUACCAAACGUUUGAUCAUGCUCAUCAGGCAGGGGGCGCUCAUUGCUUUCUGUUUCUGUUCGACUGUUAUUGUGAGCGGGGAGGAGCAGGCAUAUUUUGCAGAAACAUUUGACACAAGCCCAUUGGAUAGAAAAUGGGUUAUUUCCCAGUCACUGAAAGAAGGAGACUUGGACAUUCAUAAAUAUGAUGGAAAGUGGCUUUUAGAAGAAGCAAUGAAUCAAGCCUCAACGGGAAAUAAGGGCCUUGUCCUUAAGUCUCCUGGCCGUCACCAUGCUAUUUCUGCAUACCUACGGACGGUGUACCACUUCAGAGACAGUCCUCUGUGUCUACAGUAUGAAGUUUUCUUCCAAAAUGGCAUUGACUGUGGAGGAGGCUAGAUAAAGUUGCUGUCUGAUUCAGACGACCUGCGAUUGAGUCAGUUUAAUGAUGCUACACCGUACACCAUCAUGUUUGGUCCAGACAAAUGUGGAAGUAUAUACAAAGUACAUUUCAUCAUCCGCCAUCAGAACCCACUGACAGGCAUGUAUGAGGAAAAACACGCCCGGCAGCCUGACGCUGACCUGAGUGACUAUUUCACUGACCACAACCCUCAUCUCUACACUCUUAAUUUGUAUCCUAACAACACAUUUGAAAUUCUAAUUGACCAAACACUAAUCAAUAACGGCAGUCUCCUAGAGGACAUGGAUCCCCCAGUGAUGCCUCCACGUGAGAUAGAGGACCCGGAAGAUACUAAACCCUCUAACUGGGAUGACAGGCGUCAUAUUCCAGAUCCCACCAUAACCAAACCUGAUGACUGGGAUGAAGAAGCACCUCGGCUUAUUGCUGACCCCACAGCGCAGAGACCUCAUAGCUGGAUAGAAGAGCAAGAGCCCUUUGUCCCUGAUCCUGAGGCUCAAGCUCCACAUGACUGGUCAGUGGAGAUGGAUGGAGAGUGGGAAGCUCCACUCAUUGAUAACCCUGCCUGCUCCCAUGCUGCAGGCUGUGGGCCGUGGAAGCCUCCCAUGGUGCCCAACACGGCAUAUAAGGGGAAAUGGAAACCACCUAUGAUUGACAACCCAAAUUAUCAGGGAAAAUGGCAGCCACGAAUGAUCCCUAACCCAGCUUACUUUGAGGACACUCAGCCAUUCAGAAUGAGUCCUGUGUCUGCAGUAGGCUUUGAGCUGUGGUCCCUAACCGGAGAUGUGCUGUUUGACAACAUCCUGUUGUGUGAUGACCUCAUGAUCGCCAGACACUGGACAGAGGACACAUGGGGACAAAGUCAGAGACCUGGAGUUGUGGAGAGGCUACUGUUUGCCACAGUAAAGCGUCCCUGGCUCUGGGGUGUGUACGUGUUCACCGUGGGCCUUCCCAUCAUCCUCUUUAUUAGUUUCAUGUGGCCUGAUAAGCGAUUUGGUCCCUCGGAUCAGGAUUAUUACUACAAAAAAUGUGAUGAGCCUCAGCCAGACAGUCCACAGGAUCCAGAGGGCAACACCACAAAUUUCACAAAUAAUGGACCCAACAACUCUACUGGCCUGAGGAAACGGGAAGCCAACAAAGCACAGAAAAAAUCAGACUUGGAGUUAAAGGUCUUCAAAUAAUGCAAGUCAAAGUAAACCAAUAGAAGACAAAACAUUUACAAUAUUUAGACUUACAAUAUCCUAAACUUGAACGAUUCACUGGACACUCCAGAGGGAAAAAUAUAAUUUUUCCCCUUUACUUCUUAAAAAAAAGUAAUCAUGUGAUCAUGUCAGAUAAAGUGAUGGGACCGAGAGUUCAUUUUGUAAGCUGGGAUUUUGUGAACUGUAACAAAAGUAUGGCUUGUUUUCCAAUAAAUCUGUGUUUCGAAUUAAGGUAACUUUCUCUUUCACAUCAAAAAUAAUGCUGGAAUUUUCUAAAUAAAAACUGUUUCUUUUUUCCUAUUUACUAUUAAAUACUAAAUGUAGCAGAUUAAACUAUCUGAUAAAUGAUAGAAUUUAAUGGUGUUAUCCUAUUGCACUUGAUUUGAGAAGAAUGGUCACACUGUUAGCAUUCAGGCCUGACAAAAUCACUCAGAAGAAACUGAGAAACUGUGCUGCUUUUUUUGCCAAGUUGUUUUAUAUAUAUAUAUAUAUAUAUAUAUAUAUAUAUAUAUAUAUAUAUAUAUAUAUAUAUAUAUAUAUACAUACUAUACUGUUUGGACAUGUAGAACAUAAAUGUUGAAUUUUUAUUUAUGUACAUAUUCCAUCAAUAUUCAUAGUGCCACCUUUGGCUUUGAACAUCUGGAUCCUGAUGUCAUCUGGAGCUCUGUCAGAACGGUGUGUGUAUAAUUAUUCAAGGAAAUGUACAUGUUAAAAAGUUGUUCACAUCUGAUCAGAUCUAUCAGUAAGAUCCUAAAUCAUGUUCAAAUGUCCAUGCUUUUAAGCCUUUUAAGUAAAAAAAAACAAUUACAGAA